This is a messenger RNA of Linnemannia hyalina, 1890 nucleotides long. Lineage: Eukaryota; Fungi; Mortierellomycota; Mortierellomycetes; Mortierellales; Mortierellaceae. The record is from the annotation of a GenBank genome assembly.
AUGGGACGCACAAACAACAACCCUAGAGCUGGAAAGUCCGGCAAGCAGGCCAGGGCCGCCGCUGCUGCCAACACCAACAACAAGAUGAAGAAGGACCCAGGUGUGCCAAACCUAGCCCCCCUCCGUGAACAAAUGCUCCAAAAGAAAAUGCGUGCCGCCGAAGCCAAACAACAACAGCGCGAUGCCCGCGAACUGGCCAUGAACAAGAACCGCAAGAUCAUCUCCUCCUCCGCGACCUCCAUUCACGAUAUGGCCCGUAUUGCCAACGCCCGCGGGAAGGAAUACGAUGCGACCGCUGUGGAAGUCAAGGCAGAUGAUGGUGUUCGAGACGUCGUGGACUCUGCGGCUGUGGGUGGGAAGGAUAACUCGAGAAAGGCGUAUUACAAAGAGUUUAGAAAGGUGUUGGAGAAUGCGGAUGUGAUUCUGGAGGUUUUAGAUGCUAGAGAUCCUUUGGGGUGCAGGACGAAGCAGAUUGAGAGGUUGAUUAUGGAUGCCGGAACUGAUAAGCGUAUCAUCCUCGUUCUUAACAAGAUUGAUCUGGCGCCAAGAGAAAAUGUGGAGAGCUGGUUGAAGUACCUGCGUCACGAAUAUCCCACCAUCGCAUUCAAGGCCUCGACUCAAUCACAACGCACCAACCUCGGACAGAGCAACGUUGGAACAGACAUGGCAACAGACGACAUGUUGACGAGUAGUGAAUGUUUGGGAGCCGAUCAGCUGGUCAAGUUGCUCAAGAACUACUGUCGAAACGCCAACAUCAAGACCGCCAUCACAGUCGGUGUCAUUGGAUACCCCAACGUCGGAAAGUCGUCCGUCAUCAACUCUUUGAAGCGCUCCAAGGUCUGCGGUGUUGGUUCUACCCCUGGAUUCACCAAGGUCGCACAGGAGAUCAACUUGGACAAGAACAUCAAAUUGCUGGAUUGCCCCGGUAUCGUCUUUAGUAAGGGUGAAAAUGGAGAGUCGGCCGCAGAGUUGUUGCUCCGUAACUGUGUCAAGGUCGAGUUGCUCGAGGACCCCAUUUCGCCCGUCGAGUUGAUUGUCGGACGUUGCAAGAAGGAGCAGUUAAUGGAGAUGUACGGUGUCCCUCUCUUCGAAGACGUCAAUGACUUUUUGGUCCACUUGGCCCGUAUCCGUGGAAAGCUGAAGCGUGGAGGUAUCCCCGAUAUCUUUUCGGCCGCGCGCUCGAUUCUCAACGACUGGAACUCUGGAAAGAUUCCCUUCUACACCAUCCCCCCAGCCACUCAACACACUCCUGCCGCCGCUGCCUCGAUGGUCGAGGGAUGGAGCAAAGAGUUUGAUAUCGAUACUCAGGAGGAUGUCCAGGUCUUGGCCAACAUGAAGUCGACCAUUGACAUGAAGCACGCCAUGGCCAUGACUGCCCACGAGCUCGAGGAGGGAGAGAUGGAUAUGAUGGGCAACGACGAGGAUGAGAUGUACGACAGCAAUAACGACAUGGCGAUGGACGAGGACGGCUUUAUGGAUCAGGACGAGAUGGGCGGUGAUCAGGAGGCCCCCGUGGACGGACAUUCUUCCAAGCCUGUGAUCAACUUCAAGCCCAAGGGCAAGAAGAUUGAGCCCAAGGUGAAGCCUCAGAUGGCGUUCACACCCGAGGAAGCCGAGUUGAACCCUCGUUUGAACCAGGACCGUAAGAAGUUGCUCAAGCAGCAGCAGAAGAAGGCCCGCAAGGCAGCCAACGCGGUCGAGGCUGGCGAGGAUCUGGAUAUGGAUGAUGAUGACGAGGAGGAUGUCGGUUUCGCACAGCCUUCUCGCUUCGACUUUGGACAGUUCAAUGGCCAAUUCGGCGGCGACGACGAACGUAGGUGUCUCUUUACUUUAUUGUUGAUAUAUGCGAUAUAUGCGAUGCUUGUGUUGAAGUGCGAACAUGGAUACUAA